AUGGAUUGCCACCUGCUCGGACUAAUUCUAGCUUUUCUCUUCGAUGGCACAAAGGUCUUAGCCGGGUACCCAAUCUGGUGGUCCCUUGCCCUGGGCCAGCAGUACAGCUCCCUGGGGUCCCAGCCCAUCCUCUGCGGCUCCAUCCCCGGCCUCGUACCCAAGCAGCUGCGCUUCUGCCGCAACUACAUCGAGAUCAUGCCCAGCGUGGCCGAGGGGGUGAAGCUGGGCAUCCAGGAGUGCCAGCACCAGUUCCGCGGCCGCCGCUGGAACUGCACCACCAUCGACGACAGCCUGGCCAUCUUCGGGCCCGUCCUGGACAAAGCCACCCGGGAGUCCGCCUUCGUGCACGCCAUCGCCUCGGCCGGGGUGGCCUUCGCCGUCACUCGCUCCUGCGCCGAGGGCACCUCCACCAUCUGCGGCUGCGACGCCCACCACAAGGGCCCCCCCGGGGACGGCUGGAAGUGGGGGGGCUGCAGCGAGGACGCCGACUUCGGGGUGCUGGUGUCGAGGGAGUUCGCCGACGCGCGGGAGAACCGCCCCGACGCCCGCUCCGCCAUGAACCGCCACAACAACGAGGCGGGCAGGACGACCAUCCUGGACCACAUGCACCUGAAGUGCAAGUGCCACGGGCUGUCGGGCAGCUGCGAGGUGAAGACCUGCUGGUGGGCGCAGCCUGACUUCAGGGCCAUCGGCGACUACCUGAAGGACAAAUACGACAGCGCCUCCGAGAUGGUGGUGGAGAAGCACCGCGAGUCCCGCGGCUGGGUGGAGACCCUGCGGGCCAAGUACGCCCUCUUCAAGCCCCCCACCGAGCGGGACCUGGUCUACUACGAGAACUCCCCCAACUUCUGCGAGCCCAACCCCGAGACAGGCUCCUUCGGCACCCGGGACAGGACCUGCAACGUCAGCUCGCACGGCAUCGACGGCUGCGACCUGCUGUGCUGCGGCCGCGGCCACAACACCCGGACGGAGAAGCGCAAGGAGAAAUGUCACUGCAUCUUCCACUGGUGCUGCUACGUGAGCUGCCAGGAGUGCACCCGCGUCUACGACGUCCACACCUGCAAGUAA
This is a messenger RNA of Dryobates pubescens (Downy woodpecker), 1068 nucleotides long. RefSeq names its product Wnt family member 3 (gene WNT3). Gene Ontology annotation, molecular function: frizzled binding; cytokine activity. The coding region runs from base 1 to 1068 and encodes 355 amino acids. Gene Ontology annotation, cellular component: extracellular region. Gene Ontology annotation, biological process: cell fate commitment; canonical Wnt signaling pathway; neuron differentiation. NCBI's taxonomy places the organism in Eukaryota, Metazoa, Chordata, Aves, Piciformes, Picidae. The transcript has 4 exons. The record is from RefSeq and is a predicted model, not a curated record.